This is a messenger RNA of Haliotis rufescens (red abalone), 3301 nucleotides long. RefSeq names its product tubulin--tyrosine ligase-like protein 12. Gene Ontology annotation, biological process: protein modification process. The transcript has 15 exons. The record is from RefSeq and is a predicted model, not a curated record. Bases 148 to 2040 code for a protein of 630 amino acids. NCBI's taxonomy places the organism in Eukaryota, Metazoa, Mollusca, Gastropoda, Lepetellida, Haliotidae.
ACUAGGAAGGGAGAUAACUCUAAAUGUUUAUAAGAGAAAACACGUGAAAAUCGUAUUAACUGUAAAUAUUCUCUAAUUCGUUUUUUUAAGUCGGGGUCAAAGUAUUUACUAGGUUGUUGGACCAGUUGUGAGAGUCAGGAUCGAAGAAUGCCGGUGACGACAGGAGACUCACAGGGAAUGGAGAUGUCGUUUUCAGAUUUUGUCGAGCUUCACAAACCACAACUGUUGGGGUCAGCAAUUCCUGAGAGGUUCUGGAACACUUUGUUUGAAAAGCUCAAAGAUGAGGUGUAUGAUGCAGGAGACAGCUUCCAGAUCAUCUGUGAGCAGUACGCCACUGAGGACGCUGACAAUGAUGGUGGAGAAGAUCAUGGAUGGAAGAUUAUUGCAUACACGGAAGACGGUAUUUCUCACACAGAUGAAAAAAACAUCUUCCUGAUCGACCAUGCGUGGACGUUCCGUGUAAGUGACGCGAGGCAGUACCUGGAGGAGGUGGCGGGGUUGUUGGAGCGGAUGACGGGGCUGAUGGAGGUGGCCACAGCAGGGAAGUCGCGCGAGGAGCAGAUUGAGGCCGUUCUCUGCACCAUGUGGAAGUUCACACAGACGUACAGCUUUGGGCAUUUAUCAGAGGGCUCGGAGGACUCCAUGCCGAUCUGGUAUAUAAUGGACGAGUUCGGCUCCCGCAUCCAGCACUCAAACGAACCCUCGUUCAGAACAGUGCCGUUCUACUUCCUGCCCAGACAGAUGGCCUUCAACAUCAUGUGGCCUCUGAGGGAUCUGGAGCAUGGAGAGGAGGUGACCAGAGACUAUCUCCCGAACGUCUCAGACCCUCUGGUGCGACGAGCUCGACUCACCCCAUGGAUAGAUGACAAUCUGACCGACGUGAGCUGUGAGCAGACAGAGCCGGACAUGUCCUACUUCCAGGCUUACCGACAGAAUGAAAGUUUGCCGGAUCUGGAUGUGGAGUUCCCGCCCGUGUCCCAUGACAGGAUCCUGAAGGUGUACAUGGACUAUGGCAAAAUGUUGAAGGACCAUCUCACUGACCCGCGCUUCCAGCUGGUGGACGACAUCACACGGGCAGACGUCAUCUGGACACACCGACAUUAUAAGGACUUCAAGGAACUAAGUGAAGAAUUUCCAGAAAAGUUUGUGAACCAGUUCCCAUUUGAGAUGACUGUGACAAUCAAAGACCUCCUUGCCAUUGUCUCACGACGUGCAGCCAAGAAAGGACAAUCCCAGAAUGCAUCACAACCAAGUCCAAAAUGGCUGCCGGUCACCUACAACCUGAGGACAGAGCUGCCGAUGUUUGUGUCCUACUUCCAGCAGAGGGAAGCUCAGGGACUCGAUAACACGUUCAUCUGUAAACCAUGGAACCUGGCACGUGGGCUCGGUAUGGACAUCACCGACAACCUGGACCACAUCGUCAAACUUCCAGACACUGGACCCAAGGUGGUGUGUAAGUACAUCGAGGACCCGGUGUUGUUUUCUCGUGAUGAUGUGGGGCUGGUCAAGUAUGACAUCCGGUACAUUGUACUGCUGUCCAGCGUCAAGCCGCUCAAACUGUUUGCCUACAAUGUGUUCUGGCUCCGGUUCGCCAACAAGCCCUACUCCCUCGACCACUUCGAUGACUACGACAAACACUUCACCGUCAUGAACUACCGGGAGGAGUCCCCGCUCAAACAGAUUCACUACGAUGAGUACAUCAAGAUGUUUGAGAAGCAGUACCCUGACUUCAGCUGGGCCGAUGUGGAGAAAGAUAUCUUCACCAUGUUCCGGGAGCUGUUUGAGGCUGCCACCGCCCUGCCCCCACCCCAGGGCAUCUGCCCCUCCCCCCAGUCCCGGGCCAUGUAUGCUAUUGACCUCAUGCUCAAGUGGGACAAGAACGAAAAAGGCGAGCGGUACAUGCAGCCCCAGAUCUGUGAGGUGAACUUCAGCCCCGACUGUAACCGAGCCUGUCAGUAUCACCCCUUCUUCAUCAACGACGUCAUGAGCGUGCUCCUCUUUGACGACACAGUUGACAAACACGUCACCCUUGUGUCAUGAUGGCAGCCAUUGUGUCUUAUUGUAAAACUAGCAACACUCAUCGGAGAAGAGACUGUGAGAGGGUGAAGACUUCAUCUUAAGGGGAUUGAACAAGAUCAAAUCGUUGUUUGACUGUUUAACUCAAACUCUUCAGAAAUACUUUGGUCAUGUGAUUCCCCAGCUAUUCUUGGAUGGACAUUGUAUUUCCUGAGGUGUUUGCUGAAAGAGUUGAGAUAGCCUAUCUCAUAACACAUCCCAUGUAAAGGGGUGCUAGAGACUCGAGUGUUCUGGUGAAUAUUUGUACCAAGAUAUGUUUCUGUGGUACAUUCUUGUAGUAUGUGUGCAGACAAUGACCCCAAGGGCCCAAGUUUCUCCUUGUUGACAUCAGGACGAAUUAUCUACAUCCUGUUAUGAUUAUCAUCUGGACCAAUUUGUUAGCAUAGCUGUGUCUGGGUAGUGAUCGUAUCCGUCUCCAACUUUCUUUUCAUACUAGCUUAAUAAGCGUGCAUUUAAGGGAAUGGCUGUUUGGGGCCAAAUGUCAAUUUUUUCGUAAACCUCGACUAUGCUUGUCGUAAGAUGUGGCAAACGGGAUCGGGUGGUCAGACUCACUGACUUGGUUGGUACAUGUCAUCGCAUCCAAAUUGCAUGGAUCAAUGCUCAUGAUAUCAAUCACUGGAUUGUUUGGUCCAGACUUGAUUAUUUACAGACAGCCGUCAUAUAGCUGGAAUGUUGCUGAGUGCUGCGUUAACACCUAACAGCUGAAAAGUUAUCACAUCAGACAGAAUAAGGGUUUACCUUUUACGUAUAUAUUCAUAACAUGUAUAACAAUUCCACGCCACUCAGGGUAUGGUUAGUGGGAAGACAUAACAAUGCAUGGUUACAUGUUAGGCUGCUACAUGUUUAUCUACCACUCCUCAUCAAUCGAGUGGUCAAUGGUCAAAAACACAGUGGGCAAAAUAAAGUAUACACCCAUGUUUGAUGGUGGCUAAAAAUGAAACUAACAAAAAAUGGUUUUUCGAUGAUGGUAUAUUUUAUAGAUGUAUCAUAGUUAUGUUUUGGACCUUAAGUUUGCAGUGUUUUGGGGACUGUAACGUUAUGUUAACGUUUGUUAUCUGGGUCAAAUCCAAUUUUCAGGUGUAUAUAUAUUAUUUUUCCUAGCAGUUUAUUUGGUGCCUGUAUCUUUUCAUUCGGUAAUUGCACUAUUGCUCUAUUUGUAUUCCAUCCAGGAAAAUCCAUAUGGGCUUAUGUGUUAGUGAAUGAGAAAUAAAGCACUGGCAAUUGA